Molecule: messenger RNA, 3403 nt
Organism: Jaculus jaculus (lesser Egyptian jerboa)
Lineage: Eukaryota; Metazoa; Chordata; Mammalia; Rodentia; Dipodidae
Gene: Lingo2
Product: leucine rich repeat and Ig domain containing 2
Exons: 9
Coding region: 830-2650 (606 amino acids)
Molecular function (GO): protein binding
Source: RefSeq, a predicted model, not a curated record
GGUCCAGGUGCGCGUCUAGGCUGCGCGCCGCGCCGCGGUGUCAGUCCAGGCUGAGCCCUGGAAAGCUGUGCCCAGAUCCGGAGCCACUUCGGGGAUGCCAGCCUAGUCAGUGCCCUGCGGGCAUCCCCUGGAGGAAAUAUACUGAAGAUGGUUUCAAGAUGUAGAGUUCUUAUAUGUGAAGUAUCCCAAAUGAAGUUGAGGCAUCUCUGUUGAAUGUACUUCUUGUUGUGGAACUGAAGAGUGCCACCAGAGGAUGGUGUCAUGUGCUGUGGGUGCUUCUAAGCUUCUCUGUGGAUUUUUAAUCAUAUGAGAUCCCAUGUAACCAGAUGCACCAAGCAACACAAGCAAAUAAGGUCACAUAUGUACUCAAGAGGGUGGACAAGUCUGAAGUUUGAUUACAGUGGCUGGAGACUCUGCACGCUGAGAGUUAUGAGAUGAGGCUCUGAGAGGAAGGGUGCAAGUGACUACCACCAGCAUGAGGAGACCAAUUCAAACUGAUGAAGUGAGCGAAACAAAAUGCAGCUUUCAAGGUAUGUUUCAAGCAGUUGACUUGUGGGAUGUUGAGAGAUACCGCUGCUGUGACAUGUUGGAAUUAUCAUGAUCAACUACUCGGUUUGGAUUUCGCCCAGUGGCCAAGAGCUGUGUGUGGUAGACGGCAGGGGUUGGAUUUUUAAAAAGAGUAAACAAGCCCAGGCUGGACACAAGCUUGAAGCAAUCCUGCGGAUUCAGCCUGGCACUUGGUGAAAUAACAGGCCUUUACCACCACACCCAGCUCCCAUCAACUUCUACAUCAGGCCCGUGACCAAGGCGUAGACUAAGAAGUGGAGUCAUGCUUCACAAGGCCAUACCAUGCUGGCAGCCAUUCCUGGGUCUGGCUGUGGUGUUAAUCUGCAUGGGAUCCACCACCGGUUGUCCUGCUCGUUGUGAGUGCUCUGCCCAGAACAAAUCCGUUAGCUGCCACCGAAGGCGGUUAAUUGCCAUUCCAGAAGGCAUUCCCAUUGAAACCAAAAUCUUGGACCUCAGCAAAAACCGGUUGAAAAUCGUUAACCCUGAAGAGUUCAUAUCAUACCCGCUGUUGGAGGAGAUAGACCUGAGUGACAACAUUAUCACCAAUGUGGAGCCAGGAGCUUUCAACAAUCUAUUUAACCUGCGUUCCCUCCGCCUAAAAGGCAAUCGUCUGAAGUUGGUCCCUUUAGGAGUGUUCACAGGGCUGUCCAACCUCACCAAGCUCGACAUUAGUGAGAAUAAGAUUGUCAUUUUACUAGAUUACAUGUUCCAGGAUCUACAUAACCUGAAGUCUUUAGAGGUGGGGGACAAUGAUUUGGUUUAUAUAUCACACAGGGCCUUCAGCGGGCUCCUUAGCUUGGAGCAGCUCACCCUGGAGAAAUGCAAUCUAACAGCAGUACCGACAGAAGCCCUUUCCCACCUCCACAGCCUCAUCAGCCUGCAUCUCAAGCAUCUAAAUAUCAACAAUAUGCCUGUGUAUGCCUUUAAAAGAUUGUUCCACCUCAAACACCUAGAGAUUGACUAUUGGCCCUUGCUGGAUAUGAUGCCUGCCAAUAGCCUCUAUGGCCUCAACCUCACAUCCCUUUCCAUCACUAACACCAACCUGUCCACUGUACCCUUCCUUGCCUUUAAACACCUGGUCUACCUGACCCACCUGAACCUCUCCUACAAUCCCAUCAGCACUAUUGAAGCAGGCAUGUUCUCUAACCUGAUCCGCCUCCAGGAGCUUCAUAUAGUGGGGGCCCAGCUCCGCACCAUUGAACCGCACUCCUUUCAAGGGCUCCGCUAUCUUCGUGUGCUCAACGUGUCUCAGAACCUGCUGGAAACUUUGGAAGAGAAUGUCUUCUCCUCCCCGCGGGCUUUGGAGGUUCUGAGCAUCAGUAACAAUCCACUAGCCUGCGACUGCCGACUCCUCUGGCUCCUGCAGCGACAGGCCACCUUGCAGUUUGGCGGCCAGCAGCCGAUGUGUGCCGGGCCAGACACCAUCCGUGAGAGGUCAUUCAAGGAUUUCCAUAGCACUGCCCUUUCUUUUUAUUUUACCUGCAAAAAACCCAAAAUCCGUGAGAAGAAGUUACAGCAUCUGCUAGUGGAUGAAGGGCAGACGGUCCAGCUGGAAUGCAAUGCUGACGGAGACCCGCAGCCUGUGAUUUCCUGGGUGACACCCCGAAGGCGUUUCAUCACCACUAAGUCUAAUGGAAGGGCCACUGUGUUGGGUGAUGGUACUUUGGAAAUCCGCUUCGCCCAGGAUCAAGACAGUGGGGUGUAUGUUUGCAUCGCUAGCAAUGCUGCUGGCAAUGACACCUUCACAGCGUCCUUAACUGUGAAAGGAUUCACGUCAGACCGUUUCCUUUAUGCAAACAGGACCCCUAUGUACAUGACCGACUCCAAUGACACCAUUUCCAAUGGCACCAAUGCCAAUACUUUUUCCCUGGACCUUAAAACAAUACUGGUAUCCACAGCCAUGGGCUGUUUCACAUUCCUGGGAGUGGUUUUAUUUUGUUUUCUCCUCCUUUUCGUGUGGAGCCGAGGGAAAGGCAAGCACAAAAACAGCAUUGACCUGGAGUAUGUGCCCCGAAAAAACAAUGGUGCUGUUGUGGAAGGGGAGGUGGCUGGACCCAGGAGGUUCAACAUGAAAAUGAUUUGAGGGGUCCCCACUCACACUACUGUCUCUGUGUCACUGUUCGUAAUGAGUAGGACAGUCUGGCACAGUAAGUCGUGAGGCUAUGAGGCAGAUGCUCCUGUGUCAAAGCAGGGUCCGGUGGAACCAGGAAAACAUCCCAUGGAGACUCUCGACCUAGAGGCAGGCAGGCAUGUGUCAGAGCCCUUCACACAAUGGAAUACUAAUUGUUUGCUUUGCAAAUAUGGGCAUUCUGGGGAUCUCAGUAAUGAACCUGAACCUUUGGCUCAUGCUCAUGGACAAUAAUCCAACAUUUUCUACCACUGCAAAAACACAAGAAAAAAAAAAAAGAGAACAACCUACAGUGUAGGAUUUACAUAUUUAAAAGACACAUUUGUCUAAAACAUACUCUACAGAAAAAAUAUUUGUAUUUAUGAUUAUCAUUUGUUAAAACCUUGCAUCAUACCAUAUUGUUGGUUCAGCACCAAAAAGAAAUCAAUAUAUUCUUUUUUUGAAACAUAUAUGCUGUAUAUGUUUUAAAGCAAUAUGAAUGAGAGGUUGUGCUUUUAGUUAUUCACCACUAUAGAUCCCAGUGUGGUUUCACCUUCCUUUUACCCACAAAUAAGCCUGAGACCAGAUCCUUGGAGUUAUGGGCAGAGAUGUGUUGAGAGAUGUGUAUGUCUGAUGUAGGAUGCCAAGAAACAGGACCCAAGUCAAAACUGCUCAACUCUGUUAACUUGUUACUAUAAAUAAAGGCAUGUGCCUAGUUUUGAUACAGAA